UUUUUCUACAGUAAACUAUGAUGCUCCUAAAAAGUUGCCUUUUGGUUGUACUUGCCGCCAAAUGUUUUGCCGGGCAAAUGUCUCCAGGAGAUCUGGAAGAAUUUGAUAAAAAUGUGCGAGUGAAUUUAGCGGUAAAAGUCGCGAAAAGUUUUGAAACUCUAACUCAACAAAUAUCAAAACUGAAUGGCGACUGUAUGUCUAAAAUUAACAGCACCAUUGACCAGUGCAGUUCUUGUCCUAGAAAAAGGAAGCAGUAUACGGGAAUUCUCAACUUGGAAUCAGUUUUUAGUGUUCCGGUUUCUGAGGGCACAAAAUUGGCAAAGACGAUAGCAGGGUCACUCUCUAAAGAUAGCGUGCAACAAUUUCUGGGAAGCAACUUAAGAACUGUGCUGAAAACUCUAAAGAACACGUUUACUUCCAUCAUCAAAAAUAAGGAUAUAAGCGAAAUCCCAAUGUUAUUAAAUAACUUUCAGCAAAAUUUUGCAAGUCUAAGGGAUUCUGUUUUAAACCUUCCAUCAACCUUUAAUGAUUUGAUCGGAAAUAUCGGCAGUGGACUUAGGAAGCUAAAAUUUUGGAGGAAAAAGCGAUCAGUGGCAGCCUGCUCCGCCUGCGACCUGUUGGACUCAGAUGAUGCCAAUGUUGUUAUAGCUAAUGUAUGUGGUGCUGAUGCAGCUAGUGGUUUGAAGAAUCUUACAACGAGUAUACAAAAUCUAGAACUGUUGUAUGAAGACGCCAUUAAUGGCACUAUACUCACAGAGGUACUUACCGGCGCGCCUCAGAUGACGAUGUCACCGUCCUUAUCGGUCUCGGCUGAACUUGACCACAUCAUAUACAGCAUUGGAACAACGACAAAAACACUGGCCGGGGAGCCCGGAGAGAAAAUAAUCUUCACUGAUAAACCAGCAUCGUACGCUAUGCUGGCAGAUAAAAUUUACAAUGAUUUUGUGUGAAAAGACAUAAUAUGAAGAAAUCUAUAUACGAGU
Saccostrea cuccullata (small rock oyster) is the source of this 983-nucleotide messenger RNA. RefSeq lists its product as uncharacterized. The transcript is spliced from 7 exons. NCBI's taxonomy places the organism in Eukaryota, Metazoa, Mollusca, Bivalvia, Ostreida, Ostreidae. Bases 18 to 950 code for a protein of 310 amino acids. The record is from RefSeq and is a predicted model, not a curated record.